AUGUCAACCGAGCAAACCGAUAGAAUGAAUCGUUUUCAAUCCUACAGAAGGCUGGUCACCGAAUUUGAAAGCGUGCUCUCGACAUUUGAAUCUUCAGAUCGGAAAUUUCAGAUUGUCAAAACUAUCUAUCCAAGGCUCGACCGAUCUUCGUCACUGCCGCAUGCAGUGAUUGAAGACCAUGCACCACUGGAACCAAACUCAGCCGAUUCGCCAAAGACUCUGAUCAUCCUCGACUCUUCAUUCAAUCCGCCAUCUAAUGCUCAUCAAAAUUUGGCCUUGCGGUCACUUUCUAAAAGCUAUAUUUCGCGAUUUACUGGACCGCACCGACUCUUGUUGCUCUUCGCCGUGCUGAACGCUGACAAAGGUGGCAGCUCACCAGCAGCCUUUCCUCAGAGAUUGACGAUGAUGUCCCUCUUCGCACAGGAUUUGCUGCAGACCAUGCUGAAUGACCGGGCAAGCUCCGAAGCCGAGCAAAAUUUUGAGGAGUACAGUCCUGUGCCGAUCGACAUCGGAAUUACCAAAGUCCCAUACUACACCGACAAGUCUAUCGCAAUUGCUUCAACAAGAUCCCAACUAGACGGCAACCUCAUCUACCCAGAUUUCCCUAAACACAUGCAUCUCCUAGGCUUCGACACGUUGAUCAGAUUCUUCAAUCCGAAAUAUUACCCGUCAUUCGAUCCGCCGCUCUCAGCGCUGAAGGACUUUUUUGAGCCUGGUCAUCGUCUUCGUGCGACAAUGCGGCCCGAUGAUGCAUCUGACCAGGUCGCGGAGCAGCGAUCGUGGCUCAACAGGCUUGAGCAAGGUCAAAUGGAAGUCGAUGGUGGGAAAAGAGAAUGGUCAAACCAAAUCGAGCUUGUUGAGCCCAAUCAGCAGCAGGGUGUGAGCAGCACCAAAAUUCGCAAGGCUGCGGCAGAAGGUAAUUGGCAGACGGUCAAAGGCCUCUGUCCAGAAGUCAUCGCAAGCUGGAUUCGAGACCAGGAGUUGUACAAGGAUUGA
Dissoconium aciculare CBS 342.82 is the source of this 996-nucleotide messenger RNA. Its product is annotated as Nucleotidylyl transferase. Lineage: Eukaryota; Fungi; Ascomycota; Dothideomycetes; Mycosphaerellales; Dissoconiaceae. The record is from RefSeq and is a predicted model, not a curated record. Gene Ontology annotation, cellular component: nucleus; cytoplasm. The coding region runs from base 1 to 996 and encodes 331 amino acids. The transcript has a single exon. Gene Ontology annotation, molecular function: ATP hydrolysis activity; nicotinamide-nucleotide adenylyltransferase activity.